UUGUUCUCUUCCUUCAAAAAUGCCUUUCAGAUGCAAAUGCGGACAAACCUUUGAGAAGACGGAUACAUUUGCCAGCCAUACCUCUGCUUGUGCUCGCUUCCAUCGUCGAGACAGUGACACUUCUUCUCUUUCCUCAUCACCACCUCAAAUGAUCUCGUUCUCGGCAUCGCCGCCCAAUCGAUUCACAAACUACAUGCAAGCUCAUCACCAGCAGCCGCCGCAGCAACAAAAUUCAACUGUGCAGCAGCAACAAGGCUCUGAUUUAUUUCCCCGCUAUGUUCCCGGAUUUUUACCCACCGCUCUUUCUAUCCAUAGUACAUUUGAAGGCGUACGUCGUCGAUCGAUGUCUGCUGGCAGCACGGAGGAGUAGCAGGCGCUACCCUCACUUCCUAUAAAUAUAUAAAUACUACAUACCGAAAAUCAAUUUCACCCACGCUCUGUAACGUAUCAGCCUGGGUAUGUUCGCCAAUGCACCCAGUAACAGUGGAACCCCCCAAUGGACCAAAAUCUAUCUGGCUUCAAGUACCUCUGGCUACGGCUAGUAUAUACUCAUUUCUUUUUCUUUUAUGGUAGCUUUUUUAUUUUAUUUUCUCGUUAUCUGUACAGUGCAAGCUUGAAUAUGUCAAAUUCUUGUUUCUUAUACAUACGUUGUCUUUUGUUAUCUUGCUACUUCCAAAAAAAAGGUCUUUUUUGCCAAAUACCCACAAUAAAAAAGUAUCUGCUAUAUCUGAAUUUUUUUUUUGACAUUUUUUGCUACUGAAUUGUGUACACCAGCCUUUCCUUCU
Umbelopsis ramanniana AG is the source of this 785-nucleotide messenger RNA. RefSeq lists its product as uncharacterized. The coding region runs from base 497 to 760 and encodes 87 amino acids. Lineage: Eukaryota; Fungi; Mucoromycota; Umbelopsidomycetes; Umbelopsidales; Umbelopsidaceae. The record is from RefSeq and is a predicted model, not a curated record. The transcript has a single exon.